Cicer arietinum (chickpea) is the source of this 2181-nucleotide messenger RNA. RefSeq names its product probable alkaline/neutral invertase F. Gene Ontology annotation, biological process: sucrose catabolic process. Gene Ontology annotation, molecular function: endo-alpha-N-acetylgalactosaminidase activity; sucrose alpha-glucosidase activity. Lineage: Eukaryota; Viridiplantae; Streptophyta; Magnoliopsida; Fabales; Fabaceae. The record is from RefSeq and is a predicted model, not a curated record.
CGGGUUUCCUUUAUUUAGGGAAAAAGAUUGGUGCAUAAUAAGAGUGUUACGUACUAUUAGGGAAAAAGAAUGAUGCAUCAGUUUCUUGCUUUUAGGAAUCUAUAAAAUUAUGUAUGUUUUAAAUCAUAAGCCAAAAUUUCAUGGUCUUUUAAGUGUUAAUUACCAAAUAUGGAAUUUAAUUAGUACUCACAAGAGCAUGAAAGUAAUAAUUUUGACCUAAUUGCAGAAUUUGAUCGUUACAUUACUAGUGAAAUUGCAAUACUUAUGGAUAGAUCAUUGAAACCAUUGGAUCGAGGAGGAUCAGUGGGUCCACUAUUUUGCACCCAAAUUGCAGAGAACUCUUCUAACAAGGUGGAACAUUCUGAUAAUAAUAAGGCAGAUCCUCUUCUGCAAAACUCAGCUUUGUUUUCUCAAAUAUCAUUACCAUUGGAUCCACAACCAAUGAUAUCUGAAGCUUGGGAAUCUAUGAGACACUCCUUGGUGUAUUUUCGCGGUGUCCCUGUUGGUACUAUUGCUGCUUUGGAUUCUUCUGAUGAGAAACUUAAUUAUGAUCAGGUGUUUGUUAGAGACUUUGUGCCCAGCGCUCUUGCUUUUCUGAUGAAGAAGGAACAUGGCAUUGUUAAGAAUUUUCUGAAAACUACUCUUCGCCUUCAAUCAUCGACGAAAACAGUUGAUAGGUUUCACCUAUCAGCAGGUGUAAUGCCAGCUAGUUUUAAGGUGAAACGUGAACCAGGAAAGAACAGUGAGUCAUUGGAUGCUGACUUUGGUGGAAGUGCAAUAGGCAGGGUUGCUCCUGUUGAUUCUGGAUUUUGGUGGAUUAUAUUACUUCGUGCAUACACAAAGUCUACAGGAGACGUUUCCUUGUCUGAAACUGCUGAAUGUCAGGAGGGUAUGCGUUUGAUUCUCAAUUUAUGCCUUGCAGAAGGAUUUGACACGUUUCCAACUCUACUAUGUGCUGAUGGAUGCUGCAUGAUUGAUCGUAGAAUGGGUCUUUAUGGUUAUCCAAUUGAAAUUCAAGCACUGUUCUACAUGGCUUUAAGGUGUGCCAUGCAUUUGCUUAAGCAAGAUGAUGAAGGGAAGGAGUUCAUGGAAAGAAUAGUGUCACGUUUGAAUGCCUUAAGCUAUCAUCUGAGAAACUAUUUUUGGUUGGAUUUAAAGCAACUUAACGAUGUAUAUAGGUACAAAACAGAAGAGUACUCGCAUACUGCAGUUAACAAGUUCAAUGUAAUUCCUGAUUCUCUACCUGAUUGGAUUUUUGAUUUCAUGCCUCAUCAUGGAGGUUACUUCAUUGGGAAUGUAAGUCCUGCUAGGAUGGAUUUCCGGUGGUUUUGCCUUGGUAAUUGCAUUGCAAUUUUGUCAUGCUUGGCUACUCCUGAGCAAUCCAUUGCAAUCAUGGAUCUUAUAGAAUCACGUUGGGAUGCAUUGAUUGGAGAGAUGCCUGCAAAAAUUUGCUACCCAGCACUUGAAAAUCAUGAAUGGAGGAUCAUAACAGGAUGUGAUCCCAAAAAUACAAGAUGGAGUUAUCAUAAUGGUGGAUCCUGGCCAGUUCUUUUAUGGCUUCUUACUGCGGCAUCAAUCAAAACAGGAAGGCCCCAUAUUGCAAGACGUGCCCUUGACAUAACUGAAACAAGAUUAUUGAAGGACAACUGGCCUGAAUAUUAUGAUGGAAAGCAUGGUAGAUACAUUGGGAAGCAAGCCAGGAAACUCCAAACUUGGUCCAUUGCUGGAUACUUAGUGGCUAGGGAGAUGCUAAAUGAUCCAUCGCAUUUGCGUAUGGUGGCCUUUGAGGAAGAUAAACUCCUAAGGCCUCAACACAGAAGAUCAAAUACAUGGUGAAUGCAAUGGUCGAGGGAAGAAGGGCAAGGUGAAACACUGUAAAGCUCAUAAACAUUUUUAGUUCAAUUUUUUUGAGUAUAUUCUCUUCGUGAGAUGCAUUACGUUAGGAGUUUUUAGGAAUUGAUUGUUGCUUUUGUCCAAAGUUGUUAGGAAAUGCAUGAAUUUCUUAGUAGAUGAUAUGUACAGUUAGAUCAUGUAUAGAGAGCCAAAUGCCUUGUUAUUAUUGUUACCAAUUAGGAUUAUCAAGGCAUUAGACAAUAUAGAAUGUAAUCAAUGUAGCCUUGUUGAUGGUUGGCGUCAUCAUACUAUAUAGCAUGUGAGAUAGUAACAUUAACAUCAGUACAU